Fusarium musae is the source of this 1404-nucleotide messenger RNA. RefSeq lists its product as uncharacterized. NCBI's taxonomy places the organism in Eukaryota, Fungi, Ascomycota, Sordariomycetes, Hypocreales, Nectriaceae. The record is from RefSeq and is a predicted model, not a curated record. Bases 1 to 1404 code for a protein of 467 amino acids. The transcript has 3 exons.
AUGGAAGCUGUCGGCGCUGGUGCCAGCAUUCUCACCUUUAUCACCGUUGCUUUUUCAGUAACCCAAUCAAUCUAUUCCGCACUCUCUGCCAUCAAAGAUGGGCCUGAGGUCAUCCGUCUCCUCACAGAUGAGAUUUUCCAGCUCAAGAGCAUUCUACAACGGCUAAAUGAAGUAUCUUUUGUUUCUAUCAAUGACAUCGAUAAGUCUCAGGUGAACAGUUUAGCGAAGAAAUGCAAAGACGACUUGUCCACGCUUAACUCUCGGCUGAAAUCUCUCGAUGUGGCAGCUUCGGAGGGUCGAAGAGAUCGCCUCUGGAGAAAUUUGAAGCUUUCGUUCUCAGACCUUGACCAGAUCCGGCACGUCGUUCGAGGCCAUGUGCAGCAUCUUACAGUUCGGCUCAAUCUUAUUCAGGUGCAACAGGGGUCUUUUACAGCAACUCAGUCAACUCAAAUUCUUAAUCUUGUACAACAACUGAAACAAGACAUAUCCGCUUUACAAACAACCAAUACAGUUACCCUCACCGCCGAGGAUGAUUCAUCAUCCACUUCAGCAAGGGUCACGGAUGUGGACGAUGAAGAGAUGGACUGUUCACCGGAUACAUCAUUGGAUGAGAGUAUCAAUCGAUUGAUGCGACUACUGGAGAAAAAGCCUUGCGUGGUCGAUUCUGAUGAUUCAGAAGAGCUCCUGAAAGACAUUGAGCAUCUUCUGAAAGGUGUCCGAAAUCAUGCAAAGCCUGUCGAGUCAAAGGGGACCUGCCAGAAUUGUGACGCAGAUGUUUCAAAGGAAUUACAACUUAUGGCACACAUCAUCCUCUCUUCUACAUCUAUGAUGAUCAAUCAAACCGAAGCAACAAAAUUCUGGAGACCGGCGGGCGAACAGCUUCUAAUUUCGCAAGAACCGAAACGAAAAGCUUUCGAAACAGAUGAUGGAGUUAUCACAGUCACGACAACUAAGAGACGUCGCAAGGCAUCUCCUGAAGACAAAAAUGAAAACGCCAAAAAUGAAUCCAGAAGAGACUUCCUCGCAAAACUUACAUACUUGUCCAAAAGCACAAAGAAGAUGCUCAGCUUGUCAGUGAGUCAGCGACAGCUUGUAUUAAACAGUUUCACCAGCACUUUGCCUUCCGCUAUGGUAUGCAACAUCUUACCCGAAAACUCCCUAGUAUUUGUCACAGCCCAGAGCGGAUCAGUCCAAGAUCUCCUCAAACUGUUUGAGGGAGGGGAGGCCAGUAUUCAUGACCACGACACAUAUGGAUGGUCACUACUCCAUUAUUCAGUGGAAAAUCUUCCGGUUCUGAAAUUCCUGAUAGGGCAGGGAUUAGAUAUCGACGAAGUCGCAUCAUUUCCUGAUCAGGUCCACGUGACGUAUGGCACUUGCGAUUGCGGUAUCACGAGCUUUGAUUAA